Symbiodinium sp. CCMP2592 is the source of this 941-nucleotide messenger RNA. NCBI's taxonomy places the organism in Eukaryota, Dinophyceae, Suessiales, Symbiodiniaceae. The record is from the annotation of a GenBank genome assembly.
AUGACAGACGACGACGAUCAGGCGACCGGCUGGGAGUUCGAAGCGUUCAAGAAGGACUACCUGGCGAGGAGAUGCAGCCUGACACUUCUGACGCCCGUGCAUGCCCCAGAGCCUCCGAAGAGAGAACCCGUGUAUACACGCAUGUAUGUCGCGCAACUGCGCCUGGAAAACCUCCCCGACAACCGCACCUCGACGGGACACGACCCCGCCCUCCGGCGCGAAGCCAAGAACACCCCGACGGAAGAAGGCAUCACGGCCCCCAAAAAGCCACUGCCGCGCCAGCCACGAUGGACGGCCGACGACGAGAGAGACCUGGAUCGAGCUUUCCAGCGAGCAGAGGCCGACAGAGCCGCCGAGGCAACACCGCCAAGAAACGAAGCCGUGGAAGCGGCAAAGCUCGCAAGGAAUGCCGCGGAACCAUCUCACGAAGGACCGGCCGCGCGACGAGGGGGGGCCGAGGCGGGCUCCGACCACGACACGGAGCCCGGACCCAGCGUCGAGGAGCACUUUCGGGGCACGCUGGCCAUCAAGAAGAUGUCAGGCGACGGCAACUGCCUCUUCCACGCGCUCGGAGAGAACACCGGCGAGAGCGGGGCAUGCCUCCGAGCCCUAAUCAUCCAGUACCUCAGAGAGAACGCAGAAGCCGAAGAAGACGAAGAGCAAGUGCAGGCCUGGAUACAGGAAAGCCAAUACCUCCAAAGCGAUCCGGGUCACUGGGGCGGCGACACGGCCAUCAUCGCUUUCACCCGCAUGAGGCAGCAGCGAGUCCUUUUGCACUGGCGGGCGCCAAACGGCGACAUCCUCACAACCGACACGCACUCGGACGUGGACAAAGCAGCCCAACGCGGGCCGCACGCAGCACCGAACGCCACGGAAGUGAUCCAUCUCUGGUACAACGGCAGGGACCACUACGACCUGCUGGUGCCCAUAGACCGAGCACC